CAGCGGCGACCACAGCCCCUUCAGGAGUGGGAGGAUUCGCGGCGGCGCCUGGGGCCGCGCCGGUGCCCUCAGGAGGAGGCUGUCGGCUCAGGGACGGCCCCCCCCGGCCAUGCUGAGGCAGCGGCCGCCGCUGCUGGAGGAUCAAACAGAGCAUACUGAAUCAGCAGGACUGGCUGGUGGUGCAGCAAGCAUCAUGAGUAAGCACAGAGAAAACUGUUUGUUAUCACAUGUGUAAGGGACAAAAGGUUCAAACAAGUCUCUUGAGUGGUAUUUCCUCACUGAUGGAGAAUUACUUCCAAGCAGAAGCUUACAACCUGGACAAGGUUUUAGAUGAAUUUGAACAAAACGAAGAUGAAACAGUUUCUCCUAUUUUAUUGGAUACAAAGUGGAAUAAAAUUCUAGAUCCCCCUUCUCACCGACUGUCAUUUAACUCUCCAUUGGCUAAUGUGAAUGAACCUGUAGUUUCUAAUGAGUCACAGCCACAACUGAAAGUCUUCUCCCUGGCUCAUUCAGUUCCUCUAACCACAGAAGGAGAGAACCAUUGUGCUAAUGGACAGGACUCUAGUCUGAAUCCAGAGGUCAACAAAAUGUGGAUUGAUGAAAAUGCUGUUGCAGAAGAUCAGUUAAUUAAGAGGAACUGUGAUCGAGAUGAUCAGUGCAGUACUGUCGAAGCAGGAGAGAAAUGUGGAAGCCUCGCUAGUCUGCCAGAUGAGAAGAAUGUUCUUGUUGUAGCUGUCAUGCAUAGCUGUGAUGAAAUGACAUUACAAAGUGACUUGCAGGACUGUAAUGAUUAUAGUAGUCAGUCUGUCGUGGAUGCUUGUAGCUGUUCACUGGAUAAUGAAAACAGACAAACUGAUCAGUUUAGUUUUAGUUUAAAUGGGUCCGCGGAAGAAGAUAGGAACUCAGAGAGACAAAUGGAUCUGUUGAAUAGACCAAAUGCCGAGAGGGAUUCUGUUAAAGAUAGAUGUACUACUUCACCUGAUAAUCUAGCCAGUGUCUGUUCCUCUUCACAAUUAAAGGAUGAUAAAAAUAUAGGUAGAGACCCCUCCAUGUCUGUGAUGACAAGUUUACUUAUUGAUUCAGUAAUCUCAUCCCAGGAAACAGAUGAAGAUUCUGCUGUUAGAAAGCAAGAGAAUUACAUAUCAGAUGAGGUUCUCACACUCAAAGCCAGCUCUCCUAGGACAUAUCUAGGUCCAAACUCCUUUUGUCACUUGAAUGAGGGGAUUUUGAUGAAAAAAGAGCCAGCAGAGGAGAGAACAACUGAAGAAUCCAUCCAAUCUUGUUUACCUUUGCUUCUCAAACCAAACAUGCCUGGAAGGGAUGAUAAUUGUGAACAGUUUUUAGAUUGCCUUGUGUCCAGUGAAGUUAGAGCUGAUGAAAGUGAAGGUUGUGAACAUGAAGAAAAUCUUGGCAUCACAGAACUUCGUAAUAAGACAGAGCAUUUCUCUGAAUCUCAGGAGAUAAAUAACUGGAAAUUGACUAAACUAAAUGAGAUGAAUGACAGCCAAGAAAAUAAAGAUGAGAAGCUUCUGCAGAUAAAUCAGCCUGAGGACACUUACAGUGAUAGUGGAGGGGAGUGUGAUAGAAUGGCAGAAGCAGGCCUAGAUUUAAAAGGAAUUUGUAUGGAUGAAAGUGAAGGAUGUGAUUUCUCCACUGUUAGAGAUACACCAGCAGCAAAUUCUCUAUCUAAUUGUUGUGAUUCCUAUGGAAUGCAGAGCCCACUUGUUUGUUUUGUUCCAAAGACUUUACCCUCCAAAGAAGAUUCAGUAACAGAAGAAAAGGAAAUAGAGGAGAGCAAGUCAGAAUGCUACUCAAAUAUUUAUGAACAGAGAGGAAAUGAAGCCACAGAAGGGAGUGGACUACUUUUAAACAGCACUGAUGACCUAAUGAAAAAAAAUCACUUACACAGUUUCUGUGGCCAGGUUCCAUCAGUGCCUGGGCAAUCUUCACCCAAGACAGUAGCAAACCUGCAGUCUAUCAGUGUUCCUUUUGGUGGUGCAAGACCCAAGCAACCUUCUAAUCUUAAACUUCAAAUUCCAAAGCCAUUAUCAGACCAUUUACAAAAUGACCUUCCUGCAAACAAUGGAAAUAAUAUUAAAAACAAAAAUGAUAUUCUUGGGAAAGCAAAAUUAGGGGAAAACUCAACAACCAGUGUAUGCAGUGCCUCUUUGGGAAUCAAUUCUAUCACUGAUACAAAUGGAGAACAUUUAGAAAGUUAUGAGUCUGGGGUAUCCAGUAGACCGUGCCUUGUAUUAGCUUCAGAGAGCCCAGAUAAUGAUCUCAGAGCUGGUCAGUUUGGAAUUUCUGCCCGAAAGCCAUUUACCACUCUGGGUGAGGUGGCUCCAGUAUGGGUUCCAGAUUCUCAGGCUCCAAAUUGCAUGAAAUGUGAAGCCAGGUUUACAUUCACCAAAAGGAGGCAUCAUUGCAGAGCCUGUGGGAAGGUUUUCUGUGCUUCCUGCUGUAGCCUGAAAUGUAAACUGUUAUACAUGGAUAGAAAAGAAGCUAGAGUAUGUGUAAUCUGCCAUUCAGUGUUAAUGAAUGCUCAAGCCUGGGAGAACAUGAUGAGUGCCUCAAGCCAGAGCCCUAACCCUAACAAUCCUGCUGAAUACUGUUCUACUAUCCCUCCCUUGCAGCAAGCUCAGGCCUCAGGAGCCCUGAGCUCUCCACCUCCCACUGUGAUGGUACCUGUGGGAGUUUUAAAGCACCCUGGAGCAGAAGUGGCUCAGCCCAGAGAGCAGAGGCGAGUUUGGUUUGCUGACGGGAUCUUGCCUAAUGGAGAAGUUGCUGAUGCAGCCAAAUUAACAGUGAAUGGCACUUCCUCUGCAGGAACCUUGGCUGUGUCACAUGACCCAGUCAAGCCAGUAGCUACCAGUCCUCUACCAGCAGAGAUGGAUAUAUCUCUAUUUUCUGGGAGUAUAACUCAGGUUGGAAGUCCUGUUGGCAGUGCAAUGAAUCUUAUUCCUGAAGAUGGCCUUCCUCCCAUUCUCAUCUCCACUGGUGUAAAAGGAGACUAUGCUGUGGAAGAGAAACCAUCACAGAUAUCAGUUAUGCAGCAUUUGGAGGAUGGUGGCCCUGACCCACUUGUAUUUGUUUUAAAUGCAAAUUUGUUGUCAAUGGUUAAAAUUGUAAAUUAUGUGAACAGGAAGUGCUGGUGUUUCACAACCAAGGGAAUGCAUGCAGUGGGGCAGUCUGAGAUAGUCAUUCUUCUGCAGUGUCUACCAGAUGAAAAGUGUUUACCAAGGGACAUCUUUAAUCACUUUGUGCAGCUGUAUCGGGAUGCUCUGGCAGGGAAUGUUGUGGGCAACUUGGGACAUUCAUUCUUCAGCCAAAGUUUCCUUGGCAGUAAAGAACAUGGUGGAUUCAUAUAUGUGACAUCUACCUACCAGUCACUGCAAGACCUAGUACUGCCAACCCCACCUUACUUGUUUGGGAUUCUCAUCCAGAAGUGGGAAACUCCUUGGGCUAAAGUAUUUCCUAUCCGACUGAUGUUGAGACUUGGAGCUGAAUAUCGACUUUAUCCAUGCCCACUGUUCAGUGUCAGAUUUCGGAAGCCGUUAUUUGGAGAGACGGGACAUACCAUCAUGAAUCUUCUUGCAGACUUCAGAAAUUACCAAUAUACAUUGCCAGUAGUUCAAGGUUUGGUAGUUGAUAUGGAAGUGCAGAAAACCAGCAUCAAAAUUCCCAGCAACAGAUACAAUGAGGGGAAAUUUGGACACAGACACACAUAAAGAGAUGAAAAGAUGCAGUGAGAAGAUUGCCAUCUACAAGUCAAGGUGAGAGGCCCAGAACAAACCAUCUUUUACAGUCCUCAAAUGGAACCAACCCUACCAACACCUUGAUUGCAGAUUUGCAGGCUAAGCCUUCUAGCAGAACUGUGACACAGUAAAUUUCUUUUGUUUACACCACCCAGUCCAUAGUACUUUUUAUAGCAGCUUUAGCACACUAACAUACCAGUCCACCUUUAACAGCUAACCAUCAAGACAAAAAAUAUAAAGAAAACAAAAAGAGCAGUUGGGCAAUGAAGGUGAGACCUAUGAUUACCGCGCCUUACUGUGUGGAGAUGCCGGGCCAUAGUUCAGAUAAGGGGAUCCCAGAUUGAGCCUGGAGGUCUCCUGAGUGACGGACAGAGUUGAGAAUAUAGGGAGACCAUGAGGGUAGAAUCUGCAAGACAGAUCACUGGGAACAAGAGACCCCUGAACUUUUGCAGGAGGUCCUCCUGCCUUCAGCUGACGACAGGUCAGUGCAUUCAUGUGAGAAAAGCAUUGGAAAGAAACAGGUAGAACGAUUCUAACACGGCCAGGUAUAGUUUCUAUUUUCACCAGCUAGAGUGGAAGAGCAGCCAGCUACCCCAGUGAUCCAAGUCAUCCAUGAAUUCAGGCUGCUCUGAUCACACCUAACAAGCUUAAAAGAAAGCUUUAGCAGGAUCAAGGAUGAGCAUGUUAAGGAGAGACAUAGAAAAUAUAAACAAGACCCAAAUCCAAUUUUGAGAAACAAAAAUGACAAUGAGGUGAAAAAUACAUUGAAUGAGCUAAUGGCAGAUUAGACACUGCUGAAAAAAAUUAGUAAACCUCAAAACAGUAAUAGAAACUAUCCAAAAUAGAACAGAGAGAAAAGACUGAAAAAUGAAGAGUGUAGUAUUGAGCUGUAGAAAAUACUAGGUAGCCUCACUCUGUAACUGAAGUCCCCAAAGCAGAGAAGAGGUGAGUGGACAGAAAAAAAAAAUUUGAAGAAUUGAUAAAAAAUUUUAUAAAUUUAAUAAUAAGUAUAAACCCAGAAAUUCAAGAAGCUUGGUGAAUUCCAGCUGCAGGGAACAUGAUGAGAACUACAUUAAGGAACAUUAUAAUCAAAUAGUCAAGUUGCUUAACAGUAGUGCCAAUGAGAAGAAUCUUAAAAAUAACUAGAGAAAAAAAAUCCACAUUAUAUCCUGAGGGACAAAUAUAAGAAUAAUGGCAAAUUUAUCAAAACAAUUCAAGAUGUUGCAGCAAAAUUGUUGAAGUACUAAAAAAACAAAAAAACCUGUCAACCUAUAUUUUAUACUCAGUAAAAAUAUUUUUAAAAUGAAGACAAAGUGCCUGUUCAAAAAUAUAACAGUUAAAAGAAUGUAUACCUGGCAGAUCUAUUCCCCAAGAAACGAAGUGUCCUUCAUGGAAAAUACCAAAAAUUAGAUAUCUGGAUGUGUGCAAAGGAGUAAAGAGCAACAGAAAUGGUAGAUACUAAAUCUCUUUAAGAGAUAUUUGUUUAAAACAAAAAUAAGAACAACAUACUGUGGAGUAUGUAACAUAUGUAGAAACAAAAUGUCUGACAACAAAACCACAAAGGCCAGGGAAGAGGAAAUGAAGAGGUGUGGCUAAUCCAACAAACAUAAACUAGAAUCAUAUUUUUUAAAAAGGCUGAAACAAGAAAAAGAACAAAGAAGACAUGAGGCGAAUAAAAAGUAAAUAGCAAGAUGUUAGAUUUAAACCUCAUAAUAUCAGUAAGUAAGUAUAAAUUGUUUAAAUACCCUCAGUUAAAAGGCAGAGAUUGUCAGAUUGGAUUAAAAAGCAAAGAUUCAAAUAUGUGCUGUGAAAAAGAAAACCACUUGAAAUAUGACACAAAAAGUUUAAACAUAAAAGGGUGGAAAAAUGUAAUAAUCCUAAUCAAAAGAAAGCUUGAGUGGAUAAGCUAAUAUCAAAGUGUAUUUCAGAAUAAAAAUUAGGUAUAAGGAGUCACUUUCCAUAAUUAUAAAGGGAUUAGUUCACUGAAAAAAAUCCUAAACAUUUAUGCAUCUAAUAACAGCUUCAAAAUGCAUAGAACAAGAAGUGAUAGAAGUACAAGGAUAAACAGACAAAUCCACAGUAUAUGUGGAGAUUUCAAUAACCCUGUUUCAAUAAUUGAUAGAAGUAGAAACUCAUCAAGGAUAUAGAAAACUUAAUACUAUCAAUCAAUUUGAUUUGAUCUUUAUAGAACACUUUGCCCAACAGCACUAAAAUGAAUGCACAGUGUUUUCCAGUACAUAUGGAACAUUUGCAAGAUAGAGCAUAUUCUGUGGUAUAAAAGAAGUCUUAAAAUUUUUUAAAUGAUUGAGAUCUCUGACCAUAAUAGUGUUAAAUUAGAAAUCAAUACCAGCAAGAUUCUAGAAAACCUCCAAAUCUUUGGAAAUAAAAUACACACUCUUCAGUAAUCCAUGGGUCAAAGAAGAUAUCUAAAGGAAAUUAGAAAAUAUUUUGCACUGACUGAAAAUGGGAAGGCGGCAUAUCAAAAUCUGUGGGAUGCAGCUAAAACAGUGAUUAGAGAGAAAUCAAUAGCAUGAAACUUUUAUAUUAGGGAAAAAAAGAUGUCUCAGAUCAAUGACCUACUCUUCUCCCUUAGAAAAUUAGUAAAAGAAAAACAAAUAAAACACAAAGUAAGCAGAACAAAUGAAAUAAUAAAGAUAAGAUGAGCAAUUCACAAAAUAGAAGACAAAAAUAAUUAAGAAAAGUUAAAUCAAAAGCUGGUUCUUGAGAUCAAUAAAAUUGAGAAACUUCUAGUCAUUCUGAUUAGAUAAAUAAUGAAAACACAAAUUACCAUUAUGAGAUAUGAGAGAGGGGGAUAUCAUUAUAGGUCCUAUAGACAGUAAAAGGACAAUAAGGGUAUAUUAUGACAUUUAUGCCAGUGCAUGUUCAACUUGGACAAGAUGGACGAAUUCCUUCAACAUCAAGUUUUGUACAACUCUCAGGAAGAAAUAGAUAACCUGAAUAGCCAGCUCUGCCUCUAUUGAAAUAAUUAAAUUGAUUAUUACAAACCUCCCCACAAAGUCCAGGUACAGAUGAUUUUACUGGUAACUUGUACCAAACAAGGAAGGAAAAAAUAACACCAGUUUUGUACAAACACUCAGAAAAUAAAUGAGGAGGAUAGCUCAUUCUACAAGGCCAGCAUUACACUAAUAACAAAACCAGAAAAAGAGUUACAAGAAAUGAAAACUACAGACCAAUUUCCCUUAUGAAGAUAGUAGUAUAAAUGGAUAACAAAUGAGAUCUGACUUCCAUUCAGGUGUGUGUGUGUGUGUGUGUGUGUGUAUCUUGCAGUCUAAGGAUAGAACUCUGGCAAAAAAGUACAUCUGUGAAAAACCUACAAUUGAUAUAUCUAAUGGUUAUAGAUUGAAUGCAUCCUCUUAAAGAUUAGGAAUAAGGAAAAAUGUCUACUCUUAUUUCUAUCCAAUAUUUCAAUGGAGCUUCUAGUUAGUGUAAUAAAGCAAGAAAACAAGAUGAGUACAGACUGGAAAAAAGUAGGAUCAUCUUCAUUCACAGAUAAUACGUUUAUGUAGGAAAUCCUAAGGAAUUUACAAAUUGGCUGCUAGAUCUAAUAAGUGAAUUUUAGCAAGAUCAUUGUGUAAAAAUCAAUUGUAUUUCUAUAUAUACAAUAAACAUUCAAUUGUAUUUCUAUAUAUACAAUAAACAUUCAGAAAUUAGAAGUUAAAAACAAUAUAAUAGCCUCAAAAUAUGACAUAUGUAGCAAUAAAAUUGACAAAUGACCUGUACUAUCUGUACAUUGAAAAUUACAAAACAAUUCUAAAAGAAGACCCAAAUAAAUGGGGAAAGAUGCAGUGUUUAUGGAUUGGAAGACCCAAUAUUGUUAAGAUGUCAGUUCUCCCCAGAUUGGUCCAUUUCUUCAACACAAUCCCAAUUAAACUACCAGUAGGCUUUUUUAGUAGAAAUUGAGAUACUGAUUCUGAAAUUUAAAUGGAGAUACGAAGAACCUAGAAGAACCAAAACAAGUUUGAAGAAGAACAUAGUUUAAGGACUUGUCCUACCUGAUGAAAUGGCUUAUUUUAAAGAUAGAUUGAUGAAGACAGUGUUGUUCUGGUGUAAAUAUAUUUGUAUAGAUCAGUGGAACAGAAUAAAAUUAUUUCAGGUGCUCUCUUCAUCUGUAUAUACACAUUUCAAAAUUCAUCAAAUUGUACACCUUAAAUAUGUACAUUUUUGUCAAUUUCUUUAAAUGUAACUUUAAAAAAGCAUUUUUUUAUAGUAAUGUAGUGGGCAUUCAAACUUUAUCAGGUCACUGGGGAAAUAGAGCCAAAAAAUUAACCUAACAGCAAAGUCUCAUGUAAAAAGGAACGAUAUUUUAUUAAUUCUCUACUCAAAACCAAGGAAUACAGUUUAUGUUGGUUGUGAUAUAAUGCAAGAAUCUGUUAAAUCAUAUAUCUUUACAAGUCCUCAUCUUGUAUAACUUAGGCUGAAUGGCUCCUUGAGAUUCUUUCCUACUCUAAGAGUCUAAAAUAGGAGUUUGGACUUAUUUUAAUUCAGAGAUACACAUACUCCUCAGAAAAAUGUGAUGUGACAAAAACAUAAUUUCUAAGGUUCAUUGUAGCACUAGCAAGAACAGAUGGCCCUAAAAUCUAUUUGAGAAAUGUUUUGUUUUUUGGCCUUCAAGGAAUACAUUUCUUUUCUCUUCAGGGAAGAGUUACUCACAGUCCUCUUUUUAAAAUAAUGAAAGGAGUUGGUGAAAGGUACUUGGAGAAUAGUGCAGAGAAGGGAGGUGAUGUUCCAUUGAUUAUUGGUAUAGCUGUUCUUAGUGUUAUAUGUAGAAGACAAUAUUCAACCACAGAUGUAAAUUAAAACAAAAGGAUCCCCAGUCACUAUACCUCCAGUAACCGCAACAGGAGGUCACAGCUGAACUGUGCAUACCAAGAAUAAGACUGUCCCCUCCCCCAUGUCUGAAUGCCUGUUGAUAGGAGUGAACAGUGGCUCCAGGACACUCUGCUUCUAGCCAAACUCCUAGCUUCCCCUGUCUCCUAACACUCAAAGCUGCUGACACUUUCGGCCUUGGGACCAUAGCUCUAAUCUCAUUAUGUUCAAGCCACAAGAAACCCUGGGCUCCUUCGGCAUCUCUCACUUCCAACAAUUUAAUUCCUAUGCCCAUCUGUACACUCAUAUACCUAUGUAUACAUUCCCCUUUCUGACCCCAUUUCUCACUCAUUUGGGAAAACCCAAGGGCUUAGUCCUUGUAAAUUUUAUUUGUCUCUAUAUAUUUCUUUGGUGAUCCAUUGAGUCUUCUGGUCUUAAAUAUGUUUCUUUACUGAUACCUUCCAAAUGAAUCUCCCUGAUGUUUUAUAGACUUGAGUGUAUUACUGCCUACUUGACAUCUCUACUUGUAUAAACGUCUGAAGCUUAGCAAGUUUAACUCCAGCCUCUUGAUCUUCCCUCAAAACCUGCUCCUCAUACAGCCUUCCCUAAGUUACAGCAGUGCCAGCCUUCCAGUUGCGAGGUCCAAAACUUUGGAGUCAUCUUUAAGUCUUCUUUCUCUCACGUCCAGUCUAUUAGGAAAUUCUGCUGGCUCUGCCUUUCAGAUAGGUCCAGAACCCAACCACCUCUCAAUGCUUGGACCAAUCUUGGUCUAAAUUAACAUAAUCUUUGUCCUGGAUUUGUACAGUAACCUCCUAAUUGGUCUUCCUGUUGGUACCCUUUUCCCCAUCAGUAUUCUCAGCACAGCAGCCUGAGUGAUCCCAUUAAAACUAAGUCAAAUCAUGUCAUUCCUCUAUUCACAAUGUUCCAAAGAUCUUUUGUCCCAGUCAGAAUAAAAACUGAAGUCCUCUAUACCAUCUGUCCUCCUUAACAUUACCACACUUACCUAAUUUCUUGCACCUCUUCCUUUCCUGUCACUUAGUUAACAGGCACACUGUCCUUAACGUUCUGUGAAGCUGCCCAUGCUACCACCUCAGGGCCAUUAGACCAGAUUUUCUAAAUGCCUUCCUUAAGACUUCCUAAGGCUCUUCCUUAGAUAUGCCCGUGGCUUCUCCCCCACUUUCCAGGAAGGCCUCUUGUGACUGUCCUGUUUUAAAUGUCAGCUGCAAGUAUUCCUCGUCCUCUAUCCAUGCUUUACUUUUCUGUGUAGCACUUAAUCAGUGUCUAACCUCUUAUGUAUUUUACUUAUUUGUUUGUUUUUGUUUCCUCCUCCUACACACACAAGAAUGUAAGUUCCAGGAGGGAAGGGAUUUGUUUGUUCAUUACUGAAUAAACCAAAUACAAACACAGUGCCUGGUACAUAUUUAGUUGCUCAAUCAGUAUUUGCUAAAUGAAUAAGUGAAAGUUCAUAGUCAAUGAUAUUAGACCCAUAGGACAGGUGGGAGCUAGCUUCUGGAUACAAGUACACGUCAGCCAACUGGAAAGAUAAAUAUUUAUAUUUUUCCUAAAUAAAUCCAGGAAAGGAUAUCCCUCCACCUGUUCAUCAUUAUUCAGCUCUGUGUUCCUUUCUCAGUUUAUUUCUGUUCCUUCACUCAUACCUUUCUCUUUAUCUAAAGUAUUCUUGCUUUGUAACUGAUUUCAAAGCCAAUGCAAAUGUUACACCCUUUAGGAAUCCUUCCCAGAAAUCUCCCCCUGCACCCCAGACAUUAUCAGUCUUUCUUUUCUGUUUUCUCAGCUUUCUUUAUUCAUGUAACAUGUGUAGCUUAUGAAUAUGAAUCCCCUCCUGCUUGAAUUUUGAUCCCUUUGAGGGCAGAGGAGGAUGUCUUUCCUUUUUCAUUGUAUCCAUGAUGCCGUCGUUUGCUUUCAUAGAUUUUUCCAUUCCUCUGCAAUGGAUGUUCCUACCUAAAAUUUUUGUCAAUCAUUUGAUAAAUGUUUAUAGAAAUAAAUCGUUAAAACCUGUUUUAUGAGAUACCUAAUCUAUGUGACAUUACAAUUAUAAGUGAGCCAAAAAUUGUUUUAAAUCGUGCUAACAAUAUUUGCUCUCAGUAUAACUCUAUGAAUAAGACAAACCCUCCAAAUCCCUCCCCACUCAUAUGGCUUACUCAGCAAAUUCAGCAAAUAUGUAUUGAGUACCUGCCAUGAGCAAGUCUCUGCUAAGCCUUGCACAUUAUAUACAGAUUGUAGUUAUUCCUCGAGGCCUCACUCAAACUUACCUCACAAUCCUUUCCACUUCAAAUCAAAAGGCUAAAUAAACUGUCUUUUUAAAAUGAGAUCUCAGGAAAUUGAAGAGCUUGGUGUGUUAAUUCAGAGGUCGAUUAGAUGCUAUAACUCCUCACCCAUUGCUCCAGCAUAGUCAUUUCUAGAACUAUAUUCUUUUAAUUAACUCUUGUGAUUCUCAUGGAUUGUUAGACUUUGGGAGUGGGAAACACAGGAAGAUAAAGCUUCUGUACUGUUUCACUUGUUAUGUUAAAAUGGUUCUUUCAAUCAGAGACCAUUGUAGCGUUCAGCUCAAUGUCUGGCCCAAGGUGGGCACUCCAUGGAAGUCAGCUGUUUUACAUACACUGUUGGUACAGCAGUUGUUACCCUGCCUUUUGUCAGUAUGUCAUUGUCACUAAUUUGUGAGUUCUUAGGAAGGGUCUGAAUCCCAUUAUCUCAUAAGAGGUACCUGGUUGGAUUAUUUGCUGUUGAUUUUAAAGUUGCUUUACAAUUUUAUAAGCAAUGUGGAGGAGACAGGCAUACAAAUUUUAUGUAACAAACUCUUAACCAGUGCUAAUGGUGUUCUUGGUGCUGUUCUAAGCACUUUAUAAACAUUAUCUAAUGCUCAUAACUGUAUGAAAUGGCUACUUUUAUUAUCCCAUUUUACAGAGGAGGAAACUGGGACAGAGAUAUCAAGUAACUUACCCAGUUAGUAGCAAAAAAAAAAGCAGCAACCUGGCUUAAGUCCUUGCUAUUAAUCAUAAUCCAAGGCUGAAUGUGGAUAAUGCCAUGUAAAAAAUACAAAUGUGCUAUGGCAGUUCAAGGAAGGGAGUGGUCAAAUUAUUGUCUGGUUGGGAAUUAAAGAAGAUACAUGCAGGUAUUACUAAGCCCUGAUUUUGGGAGUUAUCCUUUUCAGGAGCUUCUUCUAAGAAAAGAGGCUAAAUGUAUAUGUAAAAGCUCAGAGAUGGGAAAUGGUCACUCAUCAGGAAGUAGUUCUGCACAUAAGAAUAAGGUAGGAAAGGAAACAAGACAGGGAAACUUGGUUUGGGGCUAGCAUGGGAAAUUUAUGAUUACAAGUGGAGGGAGGACAGGGUAGAGAGAUGGGGCAUGAUCAGAGCUAUCCUUUGGUGAAUAAGGAAACAUUGUUUGGAAUAAAUCUAACAGAACUGACAGACUGCAGGAACACUAGUUAUGAGGUUAUUAUUAUGUCUGGAAAAGAGGUAAUUAGACCUUGAAUUAUGGUAAAGAUAGGGUUAGAUAAAAGAGAGAGAACAGAAGUUGAAUUGAUAGAGCAGAGAAGUAGCACAACAGGCAAGUCAAGUAUUUAUAUCAUAUGACAAGUUUAAAUUUAUGGUCAGUAAAGUCCUUUGAAUGUCUGGGAAACUCUCCUCUUGGUAUAAUGAACAUGAUUUUAAGAGAAAAAAGUCA
Messenger RNA from Manis pentadactyla (Chinese pangolin), 12263 nucleotides. It is a transcript of the gene ZFYVE9, whose product is annotated as zinc finger FYVE-type containing 9. NCBI's taxonomy places the organism in Eukaryota, Metazoa, Chordata, Mammalia, Pholidota, Manidae. Gene Ontology annotation, biological process: endosomal transport. The coding region runs from base 228 to 3728 and encodes 1166 amino acids. Gene Ontology annotation, molecular function: metal ion binding. The record is from RefSeq and is a predicted model, not a curated record. Gene Ontology annotation, cellular component: early endosome membrane. The transcript is spliced from 14 exons.